AUGAAUCGCGAGGGCUGCGACAUCCCAAUCAUGCUAAGCAUGGACCACUUAGACUACGAAGACAUCGCCAAGCUCAAUCCCUUCUACGACGAAUACAAAUCUUUCUGGGAGUUUCCAUCGGAUGAAACGUUCUCUUCGCUAUCCUCGAGCACUUCCUCGACCACCUCCCCGAGCAGCUCUUCGUUCCAGUCAAUCCAUUCUGAGCUUGACAUGGUCGUUGCCCCUCUAGAAGUGUCACCAUUUGCUCCAAUGCACCAUAACCAAGGAGCGGAUCGGUUCCUUGCGCCGGAGGAGCCUUGUAUGGUGGUCCAUGGCGGAAAUGAACACAAGACGAUCUACACCGCGCACGAAAAGUCCGCAGUGGCUCAGGUUGCAAUCGUGGAGUAUGAGGAGCAUUCCAAGCAGCCCAUGAAGCCGGUGAAAAGCAACCCCAAUUCGAGCCAGUCGGAAUUAUCGUGUCUCGAUCUUGUCGAUAAUCCGUUUAAGGCAAAAUUCGCCUCGCAUAAAAAGCUCUUCGGCGAGAAUGGCUGGCUUGGGAGCGCUCCAGAAUCAAAUCACCAGUCGAACGAGAAGCAUAUGUCAAAGACAUUCAUCAACCUGGGGAAGAAGAUCAAACACCAAGUCGAAGAGUUUGCCGAGGAUAUGGUGAAGGUCUAUCCUAUUCCAUUCAUUCAUGCUCAGCGUCCCUUGAGAAUGUUUCCCACAACGACUGUUCCCAUCUCGCUGAAUCCUCCAAUGCAAGCCAAGAUGUAUUCCGAGCUAGAAGUCAUGAUCUGUGUCACUGCAAACGAUUUCCUAGUCCAGCAAUACAGCAGUGGGCGGGUCUCCGAAGAAUCGAUCAGGAAAGUGAAGAGCUUCUGGGGAUCAAAGAAUAGGCCUCAGGUUGUUGAGUUUCAAUUCGACCAGGCCACUCAGCGUCGACUGAUCCUAUCGAAUAUCCGCACUUUACAGUUCAACGGCGAGAGUUCGACCAAUCCAAUUCUCCUGCAUUCGAAUCUCCGUAAUUGGAAGGCAAUCGUGCAAGAGAUGAGUGUGCGCACAUUCUGUGCUCCUGACAGUGCUAUCCGCAAGCACAUGCACGAUAUUCACAAGCUCCUUGAGAUGCUAGGAGUGCCGACCGUGACCUUCCUUGCCUUCCAGGACCUUCAAAUGAAAGCCUUGGCCAUGAUGAAGAAACAUCUGGAGGAACGGUACUCUGACGAGAAGGGCAACAGCAAAUCGUCUAGGCCCAAAAACGGAUCCACUCAAGGGUGUCGGGGACAGGCUGUUUAG
Molecule: messenger RNA, 1272 nt
Organism: Aspergillus melleus
Lineage: Eukaryota; Fungi; Ascomycota; Eurotiomycetes; Eurotiales; Aspergillaceae
Exons: 3
Coding region: 1-1272 (423 amino acids)
Source: RefSeq, a predicted model, not a curated record